This is a messenger RNA of Cervus elaphus (red deer), 4833 nucleotides long. RefSeq names its product zinc finger protein 345-like. The record is from RefSeq and is a predicted model, not a curated record. Gene Ontology annotation, biological process: regulation of transcription by RNA polymerase II. The transcript has 2 exons. Gene Ontology annotation, molecular function: RNA polymerase II cis-regulatory region sequence-specific DNA binding; DNA-binding transcription factor activity, RNA polymerase II-specific. NCBI's taxonomy places the organism in Eukaryota, Metazoa, Chordata, Mammalia, Artiodactyla, Cervidae. The coding region runs from base 2014 to 3822 and encodes 602 amino acids.
UUUGAUAAAAUAUAGAAAUCUUUUUAUUAAAUUCUUAAUGGAGUAGCUGUUUCACAAAGUUCUGCUGCUGUAAAGAAAACAUUAUCAAUUAUACAUACAUAUAGCCACUCUGUUUUAGAUUUCCUCCCCAGUUAGGUCUCCAAAGAGUACUGAGUCGAGUCCCAGGUGUUUCCAUCAUAUUAUUUUUUUAUUUUUAGAUCCAUCAUAUUUUUAAAGUCUCACUUCUUAUUUAAUGUCUUAAGAACUACUACUUUGUUAAUUUAUCUUGUUGAUCAUGAGCUUCCCUGGACUCUGUCUCAUAUGUCCUCAUAUAAGGAUGUUGCUAGGACAGUAGUUCUAUGUCAUAUCAUUUAUGAUUUUUAGAUUCAAACAUCUAAUAGAACAUUCUCAGAUAAAAACGCAGGUGAUAAGAAGUAAAUGAAAGGAUUAGUAGGCACCUAGCACUUGUGAAAAUGUUUGGUGUCUCAGUUUAAGAGGAGUUUAAGCAAAAACUAAUCAUUUGAUUGCCUGUCUCAUCUUCACUUAGUUUUUAUCUAAGCAGGUUUUUAUCUUGCUCCUUCCUCUACAACAUACUUCUUUGUCCUCUCAUUUUGUCACAUCUUCUGUGUUUGUGGUCUCCGUUCUGCAGGCUGCAGGACCCUAGUUCCUCUUGCUCCUGGUGUCUGUCCCCUGGUGGGUGAGGUUGGUCCAGAGGUUUGUGCCCUAACCCCCUUGAUGGACUUUUGACUGCUGUUUCUGUGACCCGAGCCUGCCCUGGAUAUUGAGGGGAGCUUCCCCUUCGCUCUGUGGCUGUCACCGCCCUGUCUGUGGUGGGUCUGCGCCCUGGUUGGUGGAACAGAGCCCCCAGAUCUGUUUCUUUGUUGUGAUCCUGUUCUAUGUGGAGGCAGGUGGGAUUGGAGCACACCCCCGGGAGAGAAGCCCCUGAGGAUUGCUGCUCUGGGGAUGUUCCCCUUGGGAUGUGCUCUGUGUGUCACUUUCACCCAUUGGGUGAGUCUCGUGUGACCCUGGUUGGCACUGCCCUUGGCCCCACCUCAACCAUGGGUAUCCUGGCACAUGGCCCUGGUGCCUCUCAGAUGUUGUUUUCACCAGGUCACCAGCAUAGAUCCUUGAAGUCAGGGCCCAGGAUUGCAUUCAUCAUGGAGCUGGACCUGCUGUGGUGCUGUGGGGGCAGCUCAGACUCCGGCCUGGCCCUGCCCCCCAGUGUGGGAGCCCACGAAGUCUACAGCUGCUACAGCUACACCUGCUGUGACUGGGGGAGCUGUCCUUGUCCACUCAGACGUGGACACUCAGCACCUUUACUCUAAAGGUGCUGAGUUUACAAAGACAGCUGUGAUGGUAUAGAAACGAGUUUGUGCAACUUCCAGUGGAGAUAUCAGCUUUACUUCCUUCAAUUGCCAGACCCUGGGGCUCAGCAGUGCUUCAGCCCGCUCUGUGCAUGUGGAUAAACCACAGGGCCCUGCUCCCGAGGUUUCCCAGAGUCCACCAGUCUACCUGGUAGUGAGGGGCGCAGAGGAAGAGGCAACAGCUGGGUUCUUGAGAGCACCCACCCUAAUGGAGCCCUUCCUCAUGCCUCCUAUAUCUCCUCAAGACACCCAGGAUUUGAUGCCAAAGAAACCAAGGGUAGAAGAUUUGUUCCCAAAAGCAAACCUAGGAAUAUAUGAAAGAUUUCACCUCAGAAACUUGCAAUUAAUGAAAGACUCAGAACAUACAAGGGCGUGUGAAAGACAGAGAGGAUGUUUACCUGGACAUAAAGAAAUUGAGACAGUUACACAUAAUGCAGACAUUACUGUAGAAAGAAAUGAGCUACUUGAGUCAAAUUGGGGGAAACCCUCAUUUCAGUCUUCAACAUCUGCUGAGAAGUGUACGUUUUUCAGAAAAAGUUUACAUUGUUUUUUGAAACAUACUUGUUCUCUGAAAGGAAAUGUGGACAAUCUGGAAAGUCCUCCAGUCUCUACUGUACAUACUCCUUAAAACCACUCUGAGCAUAGGCUUCGAUUCAACAUAUAUUUAAACAUGUCUGAAAACCAGAAAUCUGAAAAUGAUGGGAAAAACUCACAAUAUAAUCAAUUUGAGGGAUCUGUGAUUAGGAAGUCAUUAUUCUUCCAGAAACAGAUAUUUUCUCUCCAUUCCAAGAUGUAUAAUGUUGAUGAUAAUGGAAGAGAUGUAAUCCAACCAGCAUUGUUCAAUACAUCCCAUGAUAUGGUUAAUAGGGAAGAACUUUCCAAGUGUAAGAAAAUGAGUCAGACCUUAAGUAAGACCUCCAGCUCCAAUAAUUACACAAUUAUUUAUGAUGGAGUAAAGGUCUAUUCAUGCAAUGAACCUGGGCAUAACUUUGAACAAGACUCAAACUUUAUGGAACAUCAGGGAGCUCAGUCUUCACACAAGGAUUCUAAAAGUAGUAAAUGUAAGAAUAUCUUUUAUCAAGCAUCAGAUCUUUCUCUAAAUAAGAGUAUUCAUAGUGGAGAGAAAACUUACAAUUGUAGUGAAUAUGGUAAAGUUUCUAAUCAGUCUUCAAAUCUGAUUAAACAGCAGAGAAUUCAGAAUCCACAGAAACAUUACAAGUGUAAUAAAUGUGGGAAAGUCUUCAGUAACUCAUCUAAUAUAAGUAAACACAGGAAGACACGUUCAGGAAGGAAACCUUUCAAGUGUACAGGAUGUGCCAAAGCCUUUCAUCAGAGUUCAAGUCUUAGUCAACAUCGGCAAAUCCAUACUGGCAGGAAACCUUAUAAAUGUAGCGAAUGUGGCAAAAUGUUUAUCUAUUUCUCAAAUCUUAGUCACCAUCAGCAAAUUCACACUGGGGAGAAACCUUAUCAAUGUGCAAAGUGUGGCAAAGCCUUUAGUCAGAACUCAAAUCUUACUCGACACCAGCGAAUUCAUACUGGAGAGAAACCUUAUAAAUGUAAGGAUUGUGGCAAAGCCUUUAGCCGGCGCUAUGGUCUUACUCAACACCAGCGAAUUCAUACUGGAGAGAGACCUUAUAAAUGUAAAGAAUGUGGGAAAGCCUUCAAUACAAACUCAUACCUUACUCAACACCAGCGAAUUCAUACUGGAGUGAAACCUUAUAAAUGUAAGGAUUGUGGCAAAGCCUUUAGCCAGCGCUUUGGCUUUACUCAACAUCAGUUAAUUCAUACUGGAGAGAAACCUUUUAAAUGUAAAGAAUGUGGAAAAGCCUUUAGUCAAUCCUCAACUCUUACUAAACACCAGCGAAUUCAUACUGGAGAGAAACCUUAUAAAUGUAAAGAAUGUGGAAAAGCAUUUAAUAGAAACACAACUCUUACCAAACACCAGCGAAUUCAUACUGGAGAGAAGCUUUAUAAAUGCAAUGAUUGUGGCAAAGCCUUUAGCCAGAGCUAUGGUUUUACUCAGCAUCAGUUAAUUCAUACUGGAGAGAAACCUUUUAAAUGUAAAGAAUGUGGAAAAGCCUUUAGUCUAUCCUCAACUCUUAACAAACACCAGCGAAUUCAUACUGGAGAGAAACCUUAUAAAUGUAAGGAUUGUGGCAAAGCCUUUAGCCGGCGCUAUGGUCUUACUCAACACCAGCGAAUUCAUACUGGAGAGAGACCUUAUAAAUGUAAAGAAUGUGGGAAAGCCUUCAAUACAAACUCAUACCUUACUCAACAUCAGCGAAUUCAUACUGGAGUGAAACCUUAUAAAUGUAAGGAUUGUGGCAAAGCCUUUAGCCAGCGCUAUGACUUUACUCAACAUCAGUUAAUUCAUACAGGAGAGAAACCUGAUAAAUGUAAAGAAUGUGGAAAAGCCUUUAGGCAUAGCAGUCAUCUCACUAGGCAUCUCAGUGCACAUACUGGAGAAAAAUCCUCAUAAUGAAAUAAGUGAUGGAAGAAGUUUGUCCUAAACAUACACGUCAGAAAACACGAGACCAUUUAUAUAAGAAAGAUAUGGAGUGAUGUAUAAAUGUAAAAGAAAAAAAAGUGUAGAAAAUGAUUUAAUGAAAAUCGAAAUCUAAAUAAAUACCAGAAAAUCCAUACUAGAAAACUUUACAUCAAUCCUGUUUUCCACAGUUCCUCUUAAAGAGAAGUACUAUAGAUAGUAAUCAACAGUUAAAGCAGAUAGAAAAUUGAUAUGUUAGUGUGGAUCACAAGAUGAAAGGUUGAUGUUUAUAAAGGUACAAUUAUUAGCAAUGUAUCCUUGCUUAUACUGACAUGAUUUGUGAUUAUUUGAAAAUGAAUGUAGUUCAACUCUCUACUUACUCCAAGGUAUGAUUCAUUUCUAGUGUGCAUGCAAACUUAUGUUGUUGAUAGUUGGUACCUCAAAGAUGAGAGAAGCCCUUCUAUCUAGGGAGAAAUCAUUUAUAUGUAUUCUCCAUUAGAAGAUUAAGGACACAGUAAUGUAACAUGUACAGUAAACAUCUAAAUGGUGGUGUUUGUCAUUCAUGUCACACAUCCCUGUAGGUCACCAUGAUGUAAGUGUUCAGGGAAUAAUUCCACAUACUAAAGAUGUAAGUUAUUAAGUUAUGCUUUUAAAUGUUAAUAUAAUGACAGUUCACUGAAAUCUUGAUGUGUUUUAUAAUAUCAGCAGAAAUUAUGAAUGUUUAACCUAUUUCAAAUAACCUCUGAUACCCUAAAAUGUAUGGGAAACCCUUCCCAGAAAAUUCCUGUAAUUAUUGUAAGUCUUCUUUCUUAAAUGAUUAGUCUCCAUUUUGUAACCAUAGAAAUCACAGUUGUCAGAUCAUUAUAUCAGAGGAAUGAAUAUUGUUUAUGCUUGCAAUCUGUCUUUUAAUCAAAGUUACACAAUGGAGUAUAAAAGGCUUUAUUCUGACUGUGUGUGAUGUUCAUACAUGUUAAUCAAUAAAACUGAAUGGCUUCUUGUGGUAAA